Penicillium malachiteum is the source of this 915-nucleotide messenger RNA. RefSeq lists its product as uncharacterized. NCBI's taxonomy places the organism in Eukaryota, Fungi, Ascomycota, Eurotiomycetes, Eurotiales, Aspergillaceae. Bases 1 to 915 code for a protein of 304 amino acids. The transcript has 2 exons. The record is from RefSeq and is a predicted model, not a curated record.
AUGGGCUAUCCAACUCGGACCUCUGCUCAAUAUGACAGGACAACCUUUCUUGGCUAUCUUCCCACAAUAUUGCUCCCUUCUUUCCCUCACAUCAACAAGAUAGUUUCCAUUCAAGAUCCCGUCAACGAUGUACCACCACCAGCCGAAGGCUUACGGCUCAGCAAAGCUCUCCCAGAUGCAUCGCCGCAGACAAUAUUGUUCCUCUCCUGGGGAGAUGCGAAGUCUCGUUACAUCGAAAAGUACACCAGUCUAUACAGUGAGCUCUACCCCGAAGCCAGAAUCAUUCUCGUCGAAACCGGUAUGGCAGAUUUCUUCUGGCGUCCAGAAAGCACUCAGCGCAAGGUAGUCGAUCCAGUGGUGAAGAUGUUGGGCAAAGUAACCGAUAAUACUCUUCUGGUACAUGUGAUGUCAAACGCCGGUUCAACGCGAUGGGCUGGAAUCAACAAGGCGUACUUCCAAUCCACUGGACGCACUUUGUCGAGCGCCUCAACGAUUCUAGACAGUGCGCCCGGUCGCGCACAUUUUCAACAGACAUGGGCAUCUUUGACACAGAGUUUACCUCGUGCGUUUCUACCUAGGAUGAUUCUGGGCUUUGUUUUUGGCACUGUCUUGUGUAUAAUGCAUCUUGGGAAACUUGUUCUCCCUGGUCCUGAUAUCUAUGAUUAUGUGAGAGCUCAGAUGAAUGACACUACCGCUGCUGUGGAUGGAACCCGAAGAUGUUAUAUUUAUUCUGAAAAGGAUGAAAUUAUUGCAUGGGAAGAUGUCGAAGAACAUGCUAAGGAUGCUCAGCAGAAAGGGUGGUCUGUGGAGCAAGUUAAGUUCCAGGGGAGCACACACGUUGGACAUAUGAAGCAAGACCCAGAAAUGUACCGGCAAGCAAUUGUGAGGACAUGGGCUGGAAGCUCGAAGUUGUAA